This is a messenger RNA of Schistocerca piceifrons (Central American locust), 840 nucleotides long. Its product is annotated as 5-hydroxytryptamine receptor 1-like. The annotation marks the transcript as partial. The transcript has a single exon. Lineage: Eukaryota; Metazoa; Arthropoda; Insecta; Orthoptera; Acrididae. Gene Ontology annotation, cellular component: membrane. Gene Ontology annotation, molecular function: G protein-coupled receptor activity. Gene Ontology annotation, biological process: adenylate cyclase-activating adrenergic receptor signaling pathway. The record is from RefSeq and is a predicted model, not a curated record.
GCCGCCGCCGCCGCCGCCGCAGCAGCAGCAGCCGCCUCCGGCGCCGGCGCCGCCUCCAGCAACUCGAGCGCCAACGCGAGCAGCGCGGGCAGCGGCGGCGGCGGCGGCGUCGGCGGCGGCCCGCCGCCCGACGAGUGGUGGUUCCCGGGCCCGCGCUCGCCCUACACGCCGGCCGAGGCGGUGCUCAUCGCGCUCGUGCUGCUCUGCGUCAUCGUCGGCACCGUCGUGGGCAACGUGCUCGUCUGCGUGGCCGUGUGCCUGGUGCGCAAGCUGCGCCGCCCCUGCAACUACCUGCUCGUCUCGCUGGCCGUCUCCGACCUGUGCGUCGCGCUGCUCGUGAUGCCGAUGGCGCUGCUGUCGGAGAUCUUCGGCGUGUGGAGCUUCGGCCCCGUCGCCUGCGACCUGUGGGUCUCGUUCGACGUGCUCUCGUGCACCGCGUCCAUCCUCAACCUGUGCAUGAUCAGCGUGGACCGCUACUACGCCAUCACGAAGCCGCUCGAGUACGGCGUGCGGCGGACGCCGCGCCGCAUGGUGGCGAGCGUGGCGCUGGUGUGGCUGGGCGCAGCCUGCAUCAGCCUGCCGCCGCUGCUCAUCCUCGGCAACGAGCACGAGGACCCGCACGGCCUGCCGCAGUGCCAGGUGUGCCAGAACUUCGCCUACCAGAUCUACGCCACGCUCGGCUCCUUCUACAUCCCGCUCAGCGUCAUGAUCGUCGUCUACUACAAGAUCUUCCGCGCGGCGCGCAAGAUCGUGCUGGAGGAGCGGCGCGCCCAGUCGCACCUGCGGGCGCACUCCUACCUCGAGAUCAGCGUCGGCAACGGCGGCGGCCCGCCGGAGACC